This is a messenger RNA of Teleopsis dalmanni, 708 nucleotides long. Its product is annotated as gastrula zinc finger protein XlCGF26.1-like. Gene Ontology annotation, biological process: regulation of transcription by RNA polymerase II. The record is from RefSeq and is a predicted model, not a curated record. Gene Ontology annotation, cellular component: nucleus. The transcript is spliced from 4 exons. Lineage: Eukaryota; Metazoa; Arthropoda; Insecta; Diptera; Diopsidae. Bases 1 to 708 code for a protein of 235 amino acids. Gene Ontology annotation, molecular function: DNA-binding transcription factor activity, RNA polymerase II-specific; RNA polymerase II transcription regulatory region sequence-specific DNA binding.
AUGUAUGCAGUACUGCUUUCUGAACAUACUACACCCAACUAUCCUGAGACUGUGUCAUCUGAUUCAGUAGCUGAUUUGUUUUUAGAUUGUGCCAACUGUAAUAAAAAGUUCUUGACACUUAAAGAUUUGAUGAAGCAUCAGGAGAUGCAUGAAGCUCCAACAUUUGAGUGCAAACAUUGUACAGUAUGCUUUACUAGCGAAACUGAGCUUUUGUACCAUAUGGUUAAAGUACACAAAGAUGAGAACGAUAUUAUUAAUGAGGAUCGAUUGGGUUUUAAUGUAAAAGACAACAACAAUACUAGCAUGGUGAAGCACGAAUGCAGUAUCUGCAGAAAAUGUUUCACAAAGGGAUCCUCUUUGAAAUCACAUAUACGUUCUGCACAUACAGAUGAGAAACCGUUCAGUUGCUCUUAUUGCUUCAAAAGUUUUAAUCGCAAAAAUAUCCUCAAUAGACAUAUAAGAACACACACAAAAACUAGGCCUGCUCUACAUACUCAUAUAAAUAGCUCACAUGAGGAUAAUGUGGUUGAGACACUACUUUAUUGCUCCCAUUGCCAAGAUAUCUUCGGUAACGAAAAAUAUUUAUUGGACCAUACAGCAGCAAAACACAAAGGUGUCAAAGUUGAUUAUAAAUGCGACACAUGUGAAAAAGUAUUCUCUGAUUUAAAGGAGUAUAAAAUUGUUAAUAUAAGAAAUUUCGAUCGAUAA